GACCUCGAGGAGGACGAGGAGCAAAGAAGUCUGUUAUUCGACUUGUUUGCAGCUGCUGACCAGAAGCUUCUUUUCAUGAUUUGUGCGUUUUUGCGCAUUUGAACGACUUUGCCGACCAACACGAAUCAAGCCGAGAUGUCGGACAGCGCGGAAAAUGCGCCGCAGGACGAGGUGUCCAGCCCUGAAGAGGCCGAAACAAAGGAGUUCGUGCAGCCUUCGCAACAAGAGAUUGAGAAGCUGGAGGAGGCCAAGUUGAAGGCCAGAUACCCCAAGAACAUCCAGCCCAUGAGCGGACACUCCGCCUUUCUGCAGAAGCGACUCGCCAAAGGGCAAAAAUUCUUUGAUUCCGGAGACUAUCAGAUGGCCAAGCAGAAGAGUUCUUCAGUGGCGGCGGCAGCCAAGCCCAGGGUUACAUCCGUCAUGCAGCCUUUUGCAACGGGCGAGGCAAUCCCCACGCCUGAGACCGUGCCUGUCCGCAAGACGUCCAUCAUCCAGCAGCCCAAGCUGAAUUUCAACAACACCAACAGCAGCAACUAAGAAGAAGUGAUUUUCUCUGCUGCUUCCGCACCUUGGCAGACUCUGCGGCCUCUCGGUCGCCAAUUUUUUUUUCAUCCUUAAGCUUCUCGUUUGCUGUUUAUGAUAAAUUCAAUCAAUCCACCGGUGGCAUAGAAUGCAAUCGACUUGCUGAAAUUGAGAUUUGUGCGACUCGAAGAAAAUUUUAAUUAUUAUGCCACACGACGAGCUAUUUUGUAAGGCACAAAUCCAGUCUACUUUGAACCCGCUGUUUGAUCUGUAAAUAAGAAAAGUAAUACUGAUUGCUAGUUUUAGUAUCUUGUUGUACGAUGAAAAAUGACGAUUUAAUUUAAUUUAAACAUG
Messenger RNA from Neocloeon triangulifer, 876 nucleotides. RefSeq names its product cAMP-regulated phosphoprotein 19 (gene endos). Gene Ontology annotation, molecular function: protein phosphatase inhibitor activity. Gene Ontology annotation, cellular component: cytoplasm. The transcript is spliced from 3 exons. Lineage: Eukaryota; Metazoa; Arthropoda; Insecta; Ephemeroptera; Baetidae. The coding region runs from base 136 to 537 and encodes 133 amino acids. The record is from RefSeq and is a predicted model, not a curated record.